CAAAGAAAGAUGGGGGCACCCUGGCAGAGGGAACAGCCAAUGCAAAGGCCCUGGGGUGGGAAGGCGCUUGCCAGAGAGCAGGGAGGAGGGCUGGAGGGUGCCUUGGGGGAAGGAAAGGAUGUCAAAGACGUGAUAGAGGCCUUGCAGGGGAAGGAGAAAGAGGAAGGGGAUGGGAGUGAUGGAUUAGGAAGGAGAGAGGGUAGAGGGUGAGACAAACUGGGGAAGAGAAGAAAGAGGGUGAAGUAGGGAGGAGGAGGAAAAGGAGAUAGAAAUGGAAGGAGUCCAGGAGGAGGUGAAGCUAGUGACAGCGAAGGGGGGGGAGGAAGUUUAAUUCUUCGAGGCUGUCGCCUGAAUAUAAUUCACGUUGUAAGAUCGCCCCCUGGCGACCCACUGGAGAACAAGCAGGGAGAUGGGGCCGGUCCACCCUUGGGUCUAAGGUCUGGUGGCGUCAGAGUUGGUCACAGAAAGUGUGACAGCCUGACCCAGACCUUUAGUCUUCCAGUCACAGUUUCUCCAUGAACAGAACUAGGGGACAAUAUGCUCCUAGUCCCUCGCCAGGCGCCCCCUAUGCUGAUGGUGCUUUGCCUGGAUGUGCUGAUGUGAUUGUCACUAAGCCCUAAGGACCUACUGCCAUCUCCACUUCACAGAGGGCAAACUGAGGCUCAGAGGAUAGCAUGCAGAAGGCAGAAGCAGCCCUGGCUGGUGUAGCUCAGUGGAUUGAGCGCAGGCCUGCGAAUCAGAUGAUCGCGGUUUGAUUCCAGUCAGGGCACAUGCCUGGGUUGCAGGCCAGUUCCCAGCAGGGGACGCAUGAGAGGCAACCAUACAUUGAUAUUUCUCUCCUUCCUUUCCCCUCUAAAGAUAAAUAAACAAACAAACAAACAAAUAAAUAAAUAAAUGCCAAGAUUUAAAAAAAAAGAAGGCAGAGGCAGAACCGGAACUCAGAACCCCAGUCCUGUCCUAGGCUCCAGUGGCCUGGUUUGGCCAUGGUGGAGACCCAGCUCCUCCCAAAGGACUUGGAACACACGCCCUGGCUGGGCGGAACUUCGGGUGUCCCUGGUGUUCCAAGGUGCCAAUUAAAUGCUCGUGGCUGUCUGGGCUGGAGCUGUGGACGGCAGCAUGGCCGAGCCAGGGCCAGAGCCAGGACAUGCUUGGCGGCUGCUCGCCCUGUGUGGGGCUGCUGUGUUCCUGGCAGCAGCUUCUGCUGGGGCAGCCCUACUGGCUUGGAAUCUGGCUGCUGCAGCCUCCAGGGGGUCUCGCUGCCCAGAGCUGGAGCCAGAGGUCAAUGCCACGGUGUCCCCCAGGGACCCAGUGCCAGAAGUCCAGGAGCUUCAGCGAAAGCUGGCGGAGGCUGCCCAACGAGAGAAGGCUCUGGCCAGGCAGCUGGACCAGGCUGAAGGUAUCCAUCGGGAGCUGGAGGAGGCUUUAAGGGCCUGUGAGGGCCACCAGAGCCAGCUUCAGACCCAGCUGAUGAUACUGAAGAUUGAGAUGGAUGAGGCCAAGGCACAGGGGACUCAGAUGGGGGCCGAGAACGGGGCACUGACAGAAGCCCUGGCGCGAUGGGAGGCUGUGGCCACUGAGUCAACCCGGCUGCUGGAAGAGGAACAGCGGCGCGCACGCGCAGCCGAGGCCGAGGGCGGAGCCUGCGCUGCCCGGGAGGCGGUGCUGCACGAGCGCGUUAAAGCUCUGGAAGCCGAGAUGGACCAGCGCAGAGUGCCGCACACCCGGGCCCGCUCUGGGUCCCGACCCCGGCCCAGCGCCCGCUCUCGCUCUCGCUCUCGCCCCAGACCCUCUGGGGGCUGCCGUCGCACCCGAGGGUGAGUCAGCUUCCCGCAGGCUGUGGGCUCCAGGGCAAGACAGACACUGUACGGCCCCGAGUGCACAUGUAUAGAGAUGCUCACGCUGGAUGAGGUGCCCAGUCGAUAUCCAUCAACGCUCAGCUUUAGACCAGCUGCUGUGAACAGAGACGAGAAGGAGACUCGACGCUCUCUCCCCAACCAUCUUGUGCUUGCAUUCUACAAACAAGAAAGAGGCCCAUUUAGUCACCCAGUGAGAUCAUGCUGAUGUGGGACUUUAAGUCCCCUCGAAGGAUAGCGUUGCCCUCAUCCCACAAACAUGGGGAUUUAGGGUCCAGCCUUGGCUUGGGAGUGACCUGAAGAGGUCAGUUCUUGGGCCUCAGUUUUGUAAAAUGAGUGAUUGGAAUCGCGUUUAGAGAGCUGGCUUCUCUUUGACACCAAAAACUGACAAAAGAGCACAGUAAGAAAACGACAGACCACUCUUCUUCUAAGAAUGGUACGAAACUCCCACAUGGAAUUUUAGCAAAGAGAACUGAGUAAAAUAUGCCACACACACACAAAAAGGUGGUUUAUGCCUGAGAUGCAGGGACGGUUCAGUAUUCAGAAGUUUGUUAAUAAAAUUCACCAUAGUAAUGGAUUAAAUGAGAAAAAAGUUCUGGAAAAAAAGCCAUUAAAUUCAGGGACAAGGUAAGGAGAACCACUAUCAAGUAUUUACUAUGGUUUUGGGGGUGCUAGCCAAUGCAUUUAGACAAGAAAAAGAAACAAGACAAUUAUUAUAAAAGAGGAAGGUAAUUUAUAGCUUGAUAAGAGAGCACUGUUUAUACAGAUUUUAAAAAAAAUUGAAAUAACAAUUUCAUGUGGCACAACUUCAUGUCAUUUUUGUUUUAUAUUUAUAUUUCACAUAACUUCAGACUUACGGAAAAAUUGGAAGAUGAGUACAAAGAACUCCUGUGCACCCCUCACCCAGAUUCCACAGAUAUUAACUUUUACCACCUUUGCACGA
Molecule: messenger RNA, 2796 nt
Organism: Artibeus jamaicensis (Jamaican fruit-eating bat)
Lineage: Eukaryota; Metazoa; Chordata; Mammalia; Chiroptera; Phyllostomidae
Gene: CCDC194
Product: coiled-coil domain containing 194
Exons: 4
Coding region: 1078-1818 (246 amino acids)
Source: RefSeq, a predicted model, not a curated record